Messenger RNA from Lucilia sericata (common green bottle fly), 4046 nucleotides. RefSeq lists its product as uncharacterized. Gene Ontology annotation, cellular component: condensed chromosome, centromeric region. The record is from RefSeq and is a predicted model, not a curated record. Gene Ontology annotation, molecular function: histone binding. Gene Ontology annotation, biological process: meiotic chromosome condensation; mitotic chromosome condensation. NCBI's taxonomy places the organism in Eukaryota, Metazoa, Arthropoda, Insecta, Diptera, Calliphoridae.
UUUACAUUUAUUUCCCUGCAUUUGUUGGACCGGUUGAAUUGCAGCGCGUUCUUUAAAAGAAGUCGAAAGAAAAACAAAAACAUGAGUGAAUUAAUAAAAAUAUUUAAAAAGUUAAAUGAAUACUUUGUAGUGAAUUUAGUGUGGGAGGAAAUCGAAGAAAUACUAGAAAAUGUACAACAAAAUAAAGUAACACCGCACAACAACACAGAGGGACAACUUAACGAAGCCAUGCUGAAAUUUAUUGGCAUUCCUUUGGUGCAACGUGCAGAAUUAGAUGAUCAAAUUGUCUCCACAUUGAUGGAAUUAUGUGCCACAUUACGUAGUCUACGUAGCGAAAGCGAAACCAGUUACGACAACACUUUCGACUGUUGGGAUCAAGUUGUUAAGGUAGCUCCCAGGGAUGGUUAUUUGGCUUUCAUCUAUACCUUGGCAGCAUUAAUACAAAUCGAUGGCACGUCACAGGUUUACAUAAAACUUUCAAUAUUAGCAGUUAAUGCUUAUUUUCUAUCACUUACCAUACCGGGUGCCAAGGGCUUUCACAUAUUCGAAGAGGAAAUCAUUAAACAUUGUGUACAGGUGUUUACUUUAAUAGAACGUAUACAGAAUCCAAAUGUUUUAUCGCGUAUGUCACGCAAUGAACCCAUACAAAUAUGGUUACAAUUUACGACAUUGUGUGAUGAUUUGAAAUUGGUGCUACGUUAUGUCCACUUCAGCGAACACAAGGAAGCAAGGGAUGUAAUAUUGAAGAAAUUGAUUGAUAUACAAUAUUUAAAUCAUGAAAGGGGGUAUGCUAAUACGUAUGCUGCUAACUUACUUAAAUGUUUUGAAAUAUACGAAGAAAUGAUUAAUGCCCACAAUGGGGAACCUGAACAGACUCUCAUGAAACUUAUGAAUAUGACCGUCUUCCUUCAUACAUAUCCAGCUAAACCGAAAUCAAACAAUCAAACAAGUAUAAAUUCCGAUUGUGAACACAUCUCCGAUUGGUUUAUCAAAUCGAUAUCUAAAUAUCCACGUUUAUUGGUAAAAGUUUUAAAGUUCUAUAUUGAAUGUAUUGUAACAAAUCCUAUUAGAACAUGGAAAACUGAACAAACACAAAAGGCUUUAGAAUAUGCGGCUAAAUAUGAUGCUGCUUUAUUUACAAAAUGUAACGAAUCAUGUGUGGAGUUUCUAUGCGAGGCUGUAUAUGCCGAUGAGGUCAUGAUAAGAUCUCGAGCGAUAGAUUUAAUGUCGAAAAUUUUACAAUUAGAGUCCCAGGUGGAUUGGCAAAUGUUUCGUCAUGAAGUUUCAGCUAUACCACGUGAAAUACAUUUAAUUAAAGAACUAAUAGAUAGUUUACGAGAUCAAAAUAAUAAUAUUAAAUUGAAAUCGGUGCAAGCUUUACAUAUGGCUUUGACAAAGGGUUCACCUAAUACGCGUAAAAUUUUAAACGAAUGCUUAAAGUAUGCACAAUUUUGUGAUACAAAUGUCCAACUACCGGAUGAACCGAGAGUACGUAAAAAUGAAAUACGUUAUGAGAAGCCGAAUAGUCAAAAAGCUGAAUACACUUUUGAGGGUCAUGGUAUAAUAGAAUUAGCUUUUCUUAAUUUACCAUCUAAUAUUUUUACACAAAUAUAUCAGAGUCCUUUGUCGUAUAUAAGAAGAGCUGGUAUUAUGUUUAUGGAACAGUUGGUUAAAUUAAAUCCUUUAAUAAUAUUUAAUACAAAUUUUGUACAGGAAACAUCACGUUUGGUAGAGGAACCUACGGCCUUAGUGCGUAAACAAACUUUAUUGUCGGUUGAUGCUAUUUUGGAAUCCUAUCCCAAUUGUUAUCCAGUUAUAUGGAUUUGGUGUAAAGUUAUUACACCCAUGUUACAUGAUGGAGAUACCAAAAAUAUUGAAGUGGCUAUGGAGUGCUUUCGUAACAGGGUCUUAAUGAACAUGAAAAGUAUUGAAGAAACCAAUAAAGCUGAACAUUUUAUGCCUUGGGUUAUAAUACGAACUUUACUGUCCACUCAAUCACGUUUUUAUUUGCAAAAUUGUUUCCAUUUGGCUUUGCAACAGCGUAUAAUAAGUUCCCAAAUCGUUAGUAUAAUUGAAUCUCAUUUGUUGACCUCCAAUUCCACCGAAGCUUGGAUUGUUUUGAAUUUUAUCUGUGACAAAGUCAAGAUUAAAGAACCAGAUGCUUUAAUCCAUCAUUUCAUAACAUUGGAAUCGUGGAAUAAAGAACAAAACAUGCUGAUAGCUCUGGAAGUUCUCGCCAAUUGUAUUAAAGAUUUUUCUCAUACUGCCCUCAAUCAUGCCUUUACCCAUUUACUUACGCAACUUAAAGAGGGCAAAAUGUUGCCCAUAAUUAUAGGCAAAGCAUUCGAUUUUCUACUACUCAUCGAUAAUCGGUCACAAAAUACUGGAAAAACUAAAACCAGCCAAACGCAACAUAGUCAAGGCCCAGAAAUCGUCUGGUUAACUGAUUUACAUCAACAUUUAGAGUAUGAAAUAUUAACUGGUAUUCAAAACUUUCCCGAAAAUCGUAAUACCUUCAUGUCUCAUCUAUAUGCCUACUCAGAGGUUAAUUUACAAACUCGCUUUAGACCCCAUCAAACUAUCAUCACGUUUAUACAUAAAUACAUGAACGAAUGCAGCAAGAUUAAAGAAACAGAAAUGCAUUUGGAAAAUGAAAGACUUUUCAAUUCAAUGAUUUUAAUUGCUGGUCGUUUAGCGUUAAGAGAUGGUUGUGUGGCCUCCACUACUUGUGCUUUAUAUGCUAAUAUUUUAAAUACCUACGACCGGCCACCCAUAGUGAAUACUAUUAUAGUGGCCUUAACGGAUUUGUGUAAAAAACAUACUCAAAUUGUUGAACGUAUAGUGGGUAGAGUAUUGCGCAAACUAAAAUCCCCGUAUGAAGUAAAUCGCAUGGAAACUUUUAAAUGUUUUGAAAAACUUGUACUGCAGGAUCAGUUAAAACUAAGAGGUUCCUUACUGCUAGCCUUAUUGGCUACUUUGCUGGAUGAAAGUGAAGAUGUAGCUGCUAGAGCAGGCGACUUUUUUGCCGAAUUUUUGGCAAAGAAAAAUUCCACAUUAUUUCAAAAAUGUCUUAUUGAGUGUCCUUUCGUUUUCAAUGAAUACAAGAAUUUUGAUGGCUUGGAUAGCUUCUCGGAGGCUUUUAUAAAAUCACCUUUGAAAGGCGAAAAUCAACGUAAAUACCGUCAACAAUUGUAUAGCCAUCUAAUGACUGAUAUGGAUGAUAUAAAUAUGAUAUUGUAUUUUGGACAACUGAAACUUAUAGCGGAAAAAUCUAAAAACGAUCCCUUAAUAAAAACUCCCGAGGGUAUAGCCCUUGUGAAAGAUGUUUUAUACAUACUCAAAAAAGUAUGCCAACUAACUAAGGAGCAAAAAUUGACUACGGAUAAUAGUGAAACAGAAAAACCCGAAGAUGAUGCUUUAGCUGAAAUCAAUGAACUAACUGAAGCCAACCCUGAAGGAAACAAUAAAGGUGCAGCAAAUAAAACAGCCUCGAGCACGGGAGUUGGUAGAGGCAAGAGAAAACGAGAAGUAACAAUGCCUGAAGCGCUUACACUUCUAGAAAAAUCUUUAAUAUUUAUACCCACCAUUUAUAAAAAUAUCCAUAGCUAUGAUAAUAGCAUAGACAAAUCAUUCGAUGAUUUUUGUAAGGCCUUAGCUAAACGUUUUACAAACCUAGUAGACUAUGCUCAACCUGCUGAAUUUUGGAAUAAAUAUCGCACUUCCAAAGUGGCAAAUAAUAGUAAAGGUAAAAAAUCCACCAAAAGAAAGACGCCCAAGAAAAAGAAACGUAAAGCGCAAACAGAUACAGAUGAUGAAGAUGACGAUGCUGAUGAUGAUAAUGAAGAAGAUGAUAACGAUUACGAAACUGAAAAUGAAGUAUGCGAAGAGGAAAAGACAAAGAAUAAAAAGUAUAACAACAGUUCCGAUUCAAAUGAAGAUGAUGAGGAUAAUGAGCCCUUAAUAAAAAGACCCAAAAAGAAGGGAGUUAUUUGUACUGAACUAUCAAUGGAUUAUAUAUUUAAACCGAAUAUUUGAAAUACAAGUAA